Octopus sinensis (East Asian common octopus) is the source of this 1527-nucleotide messenger RNA. Its product is annotated as aminomethyltransferase, mitochondrial. Gene Ontology annotation, cellular component: mitochondrion. The coding region runs from base 173 to 1414 and encodes 413 amino acids. The record is from RefSeq and is a predicted model, not a curated record. Lineage: Eukaryota; Metazoa; Mollusca; Cephalopoda; Octopoda; Octopodidae. Gene Ontology annotation, molecular function: aminomethyltransferase activity; protein binding. Gene Ontology annotation, biological process: glycine catabolic process. The transcript is spliced from 7 exons.
GAGAGAGAGAGAAGAAAUGAGAGGGAGCAGACGAAAUCAUUCUUUGAAUCAGUAACAACAAACAGGCUGGGUCAAUGUCAGGGUUCAGAUAAGAUUAAUUUCGCGCAUCUGCAGAAAAAGUCUUGAGAGUUGUUAUUCGCCCGUAUCGUUCACAACUUCCAAUAACACGAACAUGACUUUGUCGCACAUCGUUUUUAGUGGGAUAUCAUUAGGCACCCGGCUGGGUACCCGAUCACAACUGUUGCUGCUCAACUGUAGCAAAAGAUUGUAUUCCAGCACUGAGAAUCUGCGAAAGACUUACCUUUAUGACUACCAUGUCGAGAAGGGUGGCAGAAUGGUACCAUUUGGUGGUUGGUCAAUGCCUGUUCAAUACAAAGAUGGUAUUCGGGACUCUCACCAUCAUGUACGAAACCAUGCUGGUAUAUUUGAUGUCUCCCAUAUGAUGCAGACCAAAAUCCAUGGUAAAGAUCGUGUGGCGUUCAUGGAAAGCCUCACUCUUGCUAAUGUGAAGAUCUUGAAACCUGGAGUUGGUUGCUUAACGGUGUUUACUAAUGAGAAAGGAGGUAUUAACGAUGAUUUGAUUGUCACAAACACCAGCGAAGGAUAUCUUUAUGUUGUGUCAAAUGCUGCAUGUGAUCAUAAAGAUUUCGCUAACAUGGAGAAAAAAUGUGCUGAGUUCCAUAGCAAAGGUCUUGAUGUCACCCUUGAACGACUAACUGACUCAUUGAUUGCUGUACAAGGUCCUUCAGCUGCAAAGGUGUUACAGCCAGGUUUGACUUUUGAGCUUGCAGAUCUGCCAUUCAUGCGAAGUAUCUUGACCUCGGUAUUUGGCAUCCCUAACUGCCGAGUCACCAGGUGUGGCUACACAGGUGAAGAUGGUGUUGAGAUCUCUGUGACCUGCGAAAAAGUUAUAGAACUGCUGGAAAACUUACUCAAUUCAAACAUUGAUGAAGUCAGACUUGCUGGCUUGGGUGCUCGUGAUACUCUCCGCCUAGAGGCUGGACUUUGUCUCUAUGGCAAUGACAUGGAUGAAACUACAACUCCAAUUGAAGCAUCUCUAGGUUGGUUGUUAGGUAAACGUCGGCGUCAGCUUGCGGACUUCCCUGGAGCAUCUCACAUACUCAAACAUUUGAAAAAUCCUCCACAGAGACAAAGAGUUGGCUUCACAUCAACAGGACCCUCUCCAAGACACGGUUCAGAUAUUUAUGAUGAAAGUGGUAAAAAUGUUAUUGGCAUUGUAACUAGUGGUUGUCCAUCACCAACAUUGAAGAAAAACAUUGCCAUGGGUUAUGUGAAGCCUGAAUAUACAGCAGUUGGCACCAACGUGGUCUUCGAUAUCCGUAAAAAGAUGAUUCCUGGCCAAGUAGCUAAAAUGCCAUUUGUGCCUACAAAUUAUUAUAUUGUCAAGAAAUAAAAAUGUAUUUCCAAUAUAUUUCAGAUUAUAAAAAAAGUUUGAUUUUGUUUUUAUUUUUUUCCUGUAAUUUUCUAUCUCUUUGAAUCUCUGUUUAAUUUUGAUAAUAAAAUCUA